AUGGCUGACCUCAGACCUCCGUUCACUGAGGAGACGGCGAGAAAGAAAGUUAAAGUAGCCCAGGACCUGUGGAACACCCAAGAUCCCGUGCGUGUUGCCAAGGCAUAUACCCCGGAUUGCAUCUGGCGCAACCGCACAUCGUUCUUCUCUGGGACGGAGGCAAUCGUUGACUUCCUCUCAGCAAAGUGGAAUCGAGAGCAAAACUACAAGCUGCGAAAGGAACUUUUCUCGUUCACAGAUGACCGUAUCGCCGUCCAGUUCUGGUACGAGUUUCAGGAUGCCACCGAUUCGAUGCGGUGGAAGCGGUGUUACGGCCUUGAGGACUGGACCUUCGACAGGGAAACGGGAAAGAUGCGUAAGCGCAUGAUGAGCGGCAAUGAUAUUCUACUCGGUCCCGAUGGAAAUGGCGAAGGACGAUGGUUUCUUGAUGGGGUGGACGUCGAGGAUGUAGAGAUUGGGGAGGAACAUUGGUGA
This is a messenger RNA of Aspergillus mulundensis, 474 nucleotides long. Its product is annotated as nuclear transport factor 2 family protein. The coding region runs from base 1 to 474 and encodes 157 amino acids. The transcript has 2 exons. The record is from RefSeq and is a predicted model, not a curated record. NCBI's taxonomy places the organism in Eukaryota, Fungi, Ascomycota, Eurotiomycetes, Eurotiales, Aspergillaceae.